AACAAAAUGGCAGCGCCCUGCGUGUCUCUCAUGCAGCUGGGCUGAAGCUGUAAAGAAGACGAGGAGAAAUGCGUUAUCUGCUUUAACUACAGUGUCGGUUGUUUUAUGCUCCAAACAGUCAUGGCAGCUCCCGGAAAGCUGACUAAAAAGGAAAUCAAAAAGCAGACUCCAGCCAAGACCUCCUUCACCUCACCCUUUGCCUCAAAAUGGAGCCCACUCCCCCAAGAGGACAUGCACUUCAUCCUGAAAACUCUGAAGGACAAGUUGAUCUCAAUGGGUCUGGAGAAAAAAGAAGUGAAAGUGUUUCGCACAUGGAGGAAAAAGAAAGGCAAAAAACCUGAUGUCGCACCAGAACCUGUUCCCCAGGUGAGCGAUUCCUCCAAAAACGGCUGGACAGAUGUGGCAGCCAGACGGCAGCUGGCCAUUGGCAUCAACGAGGUGACCAAGGCUCUGGAGAGAAACGAACUCAGACUGCUGCUCGUGUGCAAGUCUGUCAAACCGAAACACAUGACCAAUCACCUGAUCGCUCUGAGCACCACCAGAGGAGUGCCGGCCUGCCAGGUGCCUCGCCUGAGCCAGAGCGUGUCGGAGCCGCUGGGGCUGAAAAGCGUGCUCGCCCUAGGGUUCAGACGGUGCUCCUCCAGUGACGAUGGGGUGUUUACCGACACUGUCGAUGCCAUUAAGCCCAGAGUGCCUACAUUGGACAUGGCAUGGCUGCAAGGUGCUAAACCUGAAGAACCUGUUGCCAUGGAGGAGGAGGAAGGUGGUGAAAGAAGGGGACAAAAAAGGAAACUGGAAAGUGAAUCUGAGGAGGUGUCAGAGUCUCCCUCUUCCUGCACUCUGCAGCCGCUCCAGGUGAAGAGAAUCGUUGCUAACCCUGCAAAGAAAAAGAAAGGGAAGCCGAAGAAAUAGCUGUAAAGUGAAGGAGAAACUUUGAACAGUGCUUGCAGCCUCAGUCUGGACAUUACUUAUGUGAAUACUUUAUAUAAAGAAUUUCUGGAAGCGUAAAGAGAAAAAAAACUUUUCGGGAACAAGGUUUAGACUUUUCUCUCAAGUAUUUUUUUUAUCUGGGGAACCCUCAGACCUUCAGGUUUGCAUUCAUUGUUUCAGCAGAUUAGUAGCAUUGCAUUUGGUUUCAUGCAUAUUUAUACAAUUGAAUAUGGUCUGACUGAAGUUUGAAUUUCAAUUUGUCCAUAAUUAAAGCUGGUCUGCACACAUUGUUUUUUAUAAAGACAAUUAAGUUUUUCCUGGUA
Neolamprologus brichardi is the source of this 1253-nucleotide messenger RNA. It is a transcript of the gene rpp38, whose product is annotated as ribonuclease P/MRP 38 subunit. Gene Ontology annotation, biological process: tRNA 5'-leader removal. The record is from RefSeq and is a predicted model, not a curated record. Gene Ontology annotation, cellular component: ribonuclease MRP complex; nucleolar ribonuclease P complex; fibrillar center. Gene Ontology annotation, molecular function: ribonuclease P RNA binding; ribonuclease P activity. Lineage: Eukaryota; Metazoa; Chordata; Actinopteri; Cichliformes; Cichlidae.